AUGAGAUCUAGGCCCGAAUUCGAGCAAUUGGUGGAAUCGAUGAAGCAACAACAAUCCUCUGCCGCUGUUACUAAUCAAAAUCAAGUGAACUUUGUUGCUUGUUUGACUAAUUUGUUCAAAGACAUUGUGAUUGCCAUUGAAGAAAAUAAUGAGACUUUAAGGAUUAAUCUAUGCGGUAAAGAUGGAAUUAUGUAUGCCAUAUGUGAGCUCCAAGAUGAGUGUGAUUCUCGGGGACCUGACCCAAGGGAGAUCGAAUUAGGUUUUAGUUUAGUUAAUCUGGAAUUGCUUUCCCGAGCAACCAGAGCUUUUAGGAGCGAAAAUUUCAGUAAAGUUGUUCAGGACAUUACGGGUUAUUAUGUGAUUUUAAAGGGGUUCUUCAUGGUGGAAAAUGUGAGGAAGGCUAUUAGCAUUGAUGAGCAUGUACUUGACAGCCUCACAAUGUCCAUGGUGGACGACGUGUUCUAUGUUCUACAGAGUUGCUAUAGGAGGUCGAUAUCUACUUCUAAUAUUAACUCAGUGAUUGCAGUACUGAGCAGUGCUGUGAGUUUGUUGAGUGGCGAGUAUAAUGAAGCGUUGGAGCAGAAAAUGAGGGAGCCUAACCUUGGAGCGAAGCUGUUUAUGGGUGGUGCUAGUGUGCAAAGGACUGGGACAGAGAUUGCCAUAGCUUUAAAUAACGUGGAUGUUAGUAGCUAUUAUACACUGAAACUACGGCAUAAGAUUGAAGAACAAUGUUCAGAGGUCAAUGGCAAUUGUACUUCUCUUUUGGUUACUUCUAUUCAGUCCCCAUCUUUUUUAAGGAUUUUUUUUGUUUUGGCUCUUUGUCUGGGUAGAGCUUUGCAUUCAAAGUUUCAUUUCUUAAAGGAGUAUACUAAAAUUACUGGUUCAUACAUAACAUAA
Ilex paraguariensis (yerba mate) is the source of this 897-nucleotide messenger RNA. NCBI's taxonomy places the organism in Eukaryota, Viridiplantae, Streptophyta, Magnoliopsida, Aquifoliales, Aquifoliaceae. The record is from the annotation of a GenBank genome assembly.